UCAAUUUUGUUUCAUGUAAACGCCGGAUUACAAGUUACGGAUCUUCAGCAACAAACCUCUUUGCAUGAUAUGUAUGUUUGGAAUAAGUUCAGUUCUGUAUCCUGCUUAGCACAUAGACAUAGAUCCAGACAAAAUCCAACCCGUUUACAUCAGCGAAAGGGUCGAAAACCCUACCAGAAGCGUCGUCGCUUCGUCUCCUUCUCUCUCUGCAGCCAUGGCGUUCAGCUUGAAGUCUUGUGUUUUCCCGGUCAACCCUCUAGCGCCACGGUUACAACCACCAUUGCCGCCACGGCAAGCUCAUCCCCACAUUGUCCCGUUCCUCAGCCCGACGGUUCGCAGGAUCUCACAAAGGAAUCGCCCCUCCCCAUCACCACCAAACCUUUCCCUUGCACCUCGCGCUGAAGGCCCCGGGUCUCUCAAAUCCCGCCUGACCGCCGGCGAGCAGCUCUAUGGAAUCUUUAUCAUGAGCUUCUCCCCUACACUAGCCGAAAUCGCCGGCUUUUGCGGCUACGACUACGCCGUGGUGGAUCUCGAGCACGGGUCCGGCGACGUAUUUGCUGCGCUGCCUGUUCUGCGCGCCCUGGAGGCCACCGGUGUCCCGGCGGUCAUCCGCCUCCCGGAGUUGGACGCCACUUGGGCCAAGAGGGCGCUUGAUCUCGGGCCCCAGGGCAUCAUGUUUCCCAUGAUCGACUCUCCCAAGGACGCCCGCCGGGCCGUCUCCUACUGCCGGUACCCACCGCGAGGGGUCCGCGGGGCUGCGCAUCCGGUGGUACGGGCUUCCCGGUAUGGCAUCGACGACGAUUACCUUAGCCGGUGCGAAGAGGAGCUGCUGGUGAUGUGCCAGAUCGAGACAGAGGACGCGGUGAAGAAGGUGGAGGAGAUAGCGGCCGUCGAAGGGGUGGACUGCCUUCAGAUGGGGCCGUUGGAUCUGAGUGCCAACAUGGGGUACCUGUGGGAUCCAGGUAACAAGAAGGUCAAGGAGGUGCUCUACAAGGUGGAGAAGACGGUGCUUGCCUCCAAGGGUGAUGUUAGUGAUGGUAGCAGCAGCAGCGGUGGCGCUUACUUGGCUGGGUUUGCGAGGGGAGAGGACACCGGAGAGAAACUGAAGGAGAGAGGUUACCACAUGGUGGCCGGAGCUGUGGACGUUGCGCUAUUUAGGGAUGCUGCAUUGCGUGAUAUCAGGAAGUUUAGGGAAAGUGGAAGGACGUCUCCCUCCGAAGAGGAUGAUGAUGACGAUGAUAAGAAGGAUGAGAAGUACUGGAGUGAAUAGAAUAGAUGCUUUGCAAAAAUAAAUUGUAGAUAGCCCUUACCUUCUGCUGCUUAGAUAGCUCUUACCUUCUACUGCUUAUGUCUCGCUUUUCUCUGUCUCUCUCUCCCCCCAUUUGGUGGUUCUUGCUGAGACAGGAAGAAAAUUGAGUUAUGUCGAUCUAUUUCAGCUGGUGCUGUAUAUUCCAAGUGGACCAAGAACUGGAGAUUGAAAAAUCAUCGUACGGCGAUUUAAGGACUUCAGUCUUCUGCCAUAGACCACAGCUCCUUACAGAUAGUUUGGAGUAGUAGAGUUCUUCAAAGUGAAGAAUUUUGUCUGUUUAACACAAGGGAUCUGAUGUUUUAAAUGGAGAGACUUUGGCUGUCAAUGCUUCAAUAAUUUGGAACUUCAAGGAAUCUGUGGGAUGUGUGAGUGGAGAGCUUGUUUGCUUUCUUGCCCUUCUAGUGUAUUGCUGAUGAAUUACAAUUUCAGGCAUCGUUUCUAUCAGAAA
Messenger RNA from Nymphaea colorata (pocket water lily), 1757 nucleotides. RefSeq lists its product as uncharacterized. Gene Ontology annotation, cellular component: cytoplasm. Lineage: Eukaryota; Viridiplantae; Streptophyta; Magnoliopsida; Nymphaeales; Nymphaeaceae. Gene Ontology annotation, molecular function: aldehyde-lyase activity. The coding region runs from base 215 to 1270 and encodes 351 amino acids. The transcript has a single exon. The record is from RefSeq and is a predicted model, not a curated record.